GUUUUCGUGAUCUGAAACAGACUUUUUAUUCACCAGCAAAAGACAGUGUGUGAUUCAUUUCCCUAUAAUCCUGCUUAGUGACCAAAAACAUUUUCUGAAGAUCAAGCACUGUGCAGGCUUCUGUUCUUUCUGUGACUAGUAUAACUGUUUGAAUAUGGCCACUCUUCUGGCUCGACUGUUCUUUUUUACCUGGCUAAUCGUGCCUUUCUGUGAGACCGAAAAAGCGAGACAGCGAGCUCUUCGCCAGAGGGAUGCCGAGUAUAUUGAAAGAUAUAAUGGCUGCAUGCAGGGCCCAGCUGGCACCCCUGGUAGAGACGGGAACCCUGGAGCGAAUGGCAUCCCUGGCACACCGGGCUUCCCUGGUCGUGAUGGACUGAAAGGGGAGAAGGGGGAGUGCAUAAGGGAGAGCUUUGAGGAGCCAUGGAAACCAAACUUCAAGCAGUGUGCAUGGAAGUCCCUUAACUAUGGUAUUGACCUUGGCAAAAUUGCAGAAUGUACUUUCACAAAGAUGCGCACCGACAGCGCUCUGAGGGUAGUCUUCAGUGGCUCUCUGAGACUCAAAUGUAAAAAUGCCUGCUGCCAGCGCUGGUACUUCACAUUUAAUGGGGCAGAGUGCACAGGACCCCUGCCAAUUGAAGCCAUUAUCUACCUGGACCAAGGCAGCCCUGAGUUUAACUCCACUAUAAACAUACACAGGACCUCUUCAGUGGAAGGGCUGUGUGAAGGGAUCCAUGCCGGCCUGGUGGACGUUGCUGUGUGGGUUGGUAUUUGUCAAGACUAUCCUCAUGGAGAUGCUUCCACUGGCUGGAAUUCCGUGUCUAGAGUCAUCAUUGAAGAACUCCCCAAGUGAACUACAUGAUUUCACCAGCUCCCAGAUAGUUUUCUUAAUCUCUUUUUAUUCAUGUUUUAAUGCUGCCUCGUGCAUUACAAGUCUUGUCUGGUAAAGAGAUCACUGAAUUCAGCCAUGGUCAAUAUUUUAUACUUUGUAUGCCUAUUAAUUAAAUGAAAACACUGGCCUUACUAAAAAA
Molecule: messenger RNA, 1028 nt
Organism: Polyodon spathula (Mississippi paddlefish)
Lineage: Eukaryota; Metazoa; Chordata; Actinopteri; Acipenseriformes; Polyodontidae
Product: collagen triple helix repeat-containing protein 1-like
Exons: 4
Coding region: 155-850 (231 amino acids)
Source: RefSeq, a predicted model, not a curated record